This is a messenger RNA of Spathaspora passalidarum NRRL Y-27907, 1827 nucleotides long. It is a transcript of the gene PRP39, whose product is annotated as Prp39p. Gene Ontology annotation, cellular component: U2-type prespliceosome; commitment complex; U1 snRNP. Gene Ontology annotation, molecular function: protein binding. Lineage: Eukaryota; Fungi; Ascomycota; Pichiomycetes; Serinales; Debaryomycetaceae. Gene Ontology annotation, biological process: mRNA 5'-splice site recognition; RNA processing. The coding region runs from base 1 to 1827 and encodes 608 amino acids. The transcript has a single exon. The record is from RefSeq and is a predicted model, not a curated record.
AUGAAUACUCCAAUUCCUAAAAUAAGUAUCCCUGAUGAUCUUCAGUAUGCUAAUAUAACAAAAGCAUAUACUACUCUCCAGCAAUCACCAACUUUAACGAAUUGGGAAUCACUCUUCAGUGAAUACACCACCUAUACCAACAGCACAUCUUCUUACGACCCUCAAUUGAAAACAGCAGUAUUCGACAGCUACAACCAUUUCGUCCAGACCUACCCAUACUAUGUUAGCCACUGGAAGAACUGGACCGCAUUAGAAUAUAAAAUGAAUGGAAUCGAACUGUCUCUUAAGGUGAUGCGAUUGAGUGUCGAGUUAUAUCCUUGUGUUGACCUUUAUGUUGAUUAUCUUGCAGCAUUGAUUCAAAAUGGCAGUGAAGAUGUCAAGCAAGUGUAUAUGCAAGCAUUGGAGAACAACGAGUUUGAUUUUAACGGUGAAUUGCUCUGGGAUAAGAUCUUCGAAUACGAGAAAGAUCCAGAGACUAUAUUGAAGUUAUACUUGCGAGUGAUUAAAGUGCCUUGCUAUGCGUAUGCCAAGUAUUAUAAUCAAUUUAUCAAAAUUAGUAAAUCUUAUGAUAUACGGUUAGUGAUAAGUAAAGAUGAAUUGAGCGGGUAUUUGAGUAGGUUUGACAAAUCUAAUGUGGACGAAUUGUCAUUGGUUGAGAAGCAUCAGAUUGUUGAUGAUUGGUCUUAUAACUGUUUCAUCAAGACCCAAGAGAAAGUCAAUGCUAUAUGGAAAUAUGAAAGUGAGUUGCUAAAUCAAAAGUAUACCCUGGACAUCGCUGUAGUUAAAAAGGAACAAAAAGUAUGGAUGGAGUAUAUCACUAGUGAGAUCGAGGUUUACAACAAGGAUUCCAAUGAAGACGAAUUUAAACUCAUAGCCAACCUAUUCCAACGUUGUCUUAUACCUAAUUGUCAUGACGAAUCUAUAUGGGUCAAGUAUUUAAAGUUUAUUAAUAACAAGUCAAACUUUGAUAAACUUAGUCAAGUACAUCAGUUAUCUAACAAGUUUAUCCCAUUAACUCAGAAUAACUUACGAUUUGCAUAUAUCUACUUGCUAAUCAAGUAUAGUCAGACACAGGAUAUUAUAUUCCAAUACUUUAUCGAUUUGUUGAAACUAUUCAAUAGUUACAAAUCAGGAUACUUACAAACCAUUAAUGAAUUAAUAGCUUAUUUGCAAUCCACCAACAGGUUUAAUGUCGACCAACUAAUUAAUGAAUAUUUGGGAAGCAAAAAGAAACAGCGCCAAGCCGACAAUAAUUUCAUACUAUCCAUUUUCCAACCAUAUUUUACCGAUGACGCCAUGUGUCUAAUAAUAACGGCAUAUUUACCUACUUUAUCCGAUCCUAGACCAUUCUUUGCAUCCAACUACAAACAUAAGCUAUUUACCAGAUCUAGUGCUAUUGGAUUUUGGAAGUUCUUUUUCGAAUACGAGUCACUAAAGCACAACCUCACCAAUGUUAAUUUUAUCCUUAACUAUAUUAGAACCAGUCUAUCCUUUCCCAAGAUUGUCCUUGAUCAAUUUACAGAUAUGGCAUACGAAUUAUCAACAGCAAACAUACUUAGUGAGUUACACACCAAUCAUGGAAAGUCAAAUACAGAAAUUAUAAAGCGAGACUUGAGGAAAUCAAAUUCUGCUUAUUAUGGAGGUGUGAAAGGAUCGGAGCAGUUGGUUAGACAGAUUGGCCAUCCUACAAUUAUGAUGGAUGCUACACCUCAAAUCACUAAUUUGACAACAGUUGAUUUGUCAAGUGAUGCGGUUGAAGUUUCAGCCUUCCCUACUUUUAGGAAUGUAGAAAAAGCUGCGUUACCUGUAAAUUAUCCAGAGGCAUAA